ACCAGUACCCCUGUUAUCCACUGCAGAAGCAAAGCAAAGCAAGCAAGCGGAGCGAGCUCACAUUCCAUGUACGCUGGCCGUUGAGCUCCAUUUGGAGACACCCACUACGGCGACUCCGCAGUCCCCUCCCCACAUUGACUGCCACCGUACCGGAGACAGCCUUUCACCCAAUCACUCACAGCUGCCUGCCAACGCAAGGCUCCAUCACUCGAUUCAUCCCGCCACAUUGCAGCUUUGCUUCCCUUUUCUCCUUCCGCUCGCCGCCAUUAUGCCGACCAUGCCAGCACCAGCGACACCCCCCGGCCGCCAUCGCUCACGCUCUAAACUCUAGGCCUAGCUAGCUCCUUAUCAGAAUCAUCGCACAAUUACAAGUGACAAGACUUGAUUCCUAGGCUAGCUAGCUCCUUACUAGCUUAGUGACCCAAUUGCAGCAUGAGCCAAGAACCACUGGCGAAGUCCGCGAGCGCGAUGGCGGAUGAUCACGCGCUGCCAUUGGCAGCGGAGGCGUCUUCGUGGACGGUUUCGAUGCACCCCGCCGCCGCCGCCUUCUACUUCGGCCUUUCUUGCGCUCUGGCUCAGGGGAGAGUCGCCGGCGGGUGCUAUCUUGGCGGCGCGAGGCGGCGGGGGUGCCGGUGGUCGCGCUCGAGGGAGCUCGAGUUGCGGGAGAAGGUGGGCGCGCUGGAGCUCCAGGUCGAGGAGCUCCGGCGCCGUAGGGCGGAGGACGCCAGGGCCAACGAGAAGGUGGCGGGCAUCUUCGCGUCCCACGAGCAGCGGUGGCUCGCCGAGCGGAAGGCGCUGCGGCGGCAGGUGCACGCCGUUGUCUCCGCGGCGCGCGCUCGGGAGGCGAAGCGUGGGGAGGAGGCGGAGGAGCUAAGGCGGGAGCUGGAGGAGCUGAGGCGGGAGCUGGAGGAGCAGCGGCGCUCGGCGGGGCUCAAGGACGAGGCCCUGGAGCAGGAGGUCGCGAGGCGGGAGGGCGCGGAGGAGAGGCUGCAGGCUGCGGAGCAGGCGGCGGAGGAGCUGCGAGAGCGCGCCAGAAAGGACGCGGGGGAGCACGACGCGGAGUUGAGGAAGCACAAGGCGGCGUUCGUGGAGCUCGCGUCCGCGCAGCGGCAGCUGGAGGCGGACCUGGCCCGCGCCGCGCGCCUCGCGGACACGGCUGAGGCGGAACUCAGGGCCGCGCUGGAGCGCCGCGACGAGGCAGCGGCGGCGGCCGCGGAUCUCUCCGCCGAGGCCGCGCGGCUGCGGCGGGACGCGGAGCACAAGGACAAGAUUCUCUCGGCGAUGCUGCGCAAGUCCAAGAUCGACAUGGAGGACAGGGAGAUGCUCGUGCGUGAUGUCAAGAUGUGUAAGGCCAGGCGGAAGCAGGCCGAGCUCGAGGCGGAGCGGUUGCGCAAGAUGUGGGAGUCCCGCGGCCACCGCCGGGGCUCCUCCAGGUCGUCUGCGCGGUGCGUGGACCACCCAGCUGGGUGCUCCGUCAAGCUGGCCCCCGACGCCGCCGUGGUGCGCACGAACGACACCAAGAUACUGUUCGUUGACCACGUGGAGGGCGACGGCAAGAAGGCGCCGCCGGCGAAGGAGCUGACAGCCAUUGAAUGCGUCGAUCGCUAUCCCAGCCAUGUCGACGACAAGCCCGCUGUGGAGGAGUACCAAGGGCUGCAGGAGUGGCUCCAGAUGGAGACCGAGAAGUACACGGGCAUGAUCAAGCACCGGCACAACGCGGAGGUCGAGGCGUUCACGGAGCAGCUCCGGCUCAAGGACGAGAAGCUGGAGGUGUUUCGGUGGCGGGCGGUGAGCAUGGACGUCGAGGCGACACGGCUCCGGUGCCGGAUCCAGGAGCAGGAGGCGCGGCUGGCACAGCACGAGCAGCACCACGCCGGCCUAGAGCCUCUCCUCCUGGACAGGGAGAAUCAGAACCGGUCACUCAAGGAGCAGCUAGAGGCGCUCCAAGCGCAGGCCCUUGCCGUGGCGAUCUGCGGCGCGGCCGGUGAUCAAGACGACGACACUUGUGACCAUUGCAUUCCGUGUUCCCCGGUGAAGAUCGAAAGAACAAUGUCAGGAGAAGCCGAUAGGCGCUCGUCCGGUGCGCGACAUCCAGGGGGCACUAAUGUCACCAGUUCUCAUCGUGCAGAGACCAAACUGGACGAGCCGGUUUCGCCUGAUGAUCACAAGGACAAGGCGUUUGAUCAUGUGGAAGCAGCAGAGGCGCACGACGUUCCAGUUCCUGAUCACGCUUGCGCCGUGGCGGCAACGUCGAUGGGACAGGAGCGGCAUGAUGCUCCGGCUCGACAUUCAUACACGUCUGAGAUCGAAGAGGAGAAGGAGGUCUACACCGAUCCGGGCAACGCGCACACGCAGACCAGCACGAGUAGUUCUCAAGAGGUGACAUCUGAGCUCGCACUCGUGGUCGUGGCGCCGCCUGACCUGAAGGCUUCUGCUUGGAAGACGGACAUCCACGCCCUCGCGGUGUCGUACAAGAUCAAGCGGCUGAAGCAGCAGCUGCUGGUGCUGCAGAAGGUGGCCGCGGAAAGCGAGGAGGUGGCCGCGUCAACAAAGCCGUCAGGCAGCGAAGCCAGUGGCAGCAGGCAGCAUCCGAGGACGAGGUACCAGACGAUGAUGUCCUUCCUGAGCAAGCACGUCAAGCGGUACCAGUCCCUCGACGACAAGAUCGACGACCUAUGCGCAAGAAUGGAGGAGAGCAAGAGGAGCGUGGGGCGGGAGCGGCGUGCUGCGGAGCAGAGCGCGGCGCUGGGGCAGUUCCUGGAGGAGACGUUCCAGCUGCAGCGGCUCAUGGUGGCCACGGGCCAGAAGCUGCUGGAGACGCAGUCCAGGAUCGCGCCGGGCCUCGCUCGCGGCGGCGGCGGCGGAGGCUACGACGACGGCGUGGACAUGAAGAGGUUGAUGGACGUGGCCGGGGCGCUGCUGAGGGACGUGCAGCGGGGGCUGGAGCUGCGGGUCGCGCGGAUCAUCGGGGACCUCGAGGGCACGCUCACCUUCCACGGCAUCCUCCACACCACGCGCUAGCUGAUGCUCCCAUCGCAGCUUCUUUGUUGCUUCUGUUCCAUGGUGCAUCGACCCAUAUGUACGUUCACGACGAUCGCCAACGGUGAACACCAUCGAAAAGCGUAAAAAAUUGCUGGUUUGCCACUUUCAACGAAUGCCAAUUGCCCA
Messenger RNA from Phragmites australis (common reed), 3168 nucleotides. RefSeq lists its product as uncharacterized. The record is from RefSeq and is a predicted model, not a curated record. The coding region runs from base 433 to 3021 and encodes 862 amino acids. The transcript has 3 exons. NCBI's taxonomy places the organism in Eukaryota, Viridiplantae, Streptophyta, Magnoliopsida, Poales, Poaceae.